AUGUCUUCUGAAUCAAUAUCAACUACUGAAGCCUCAACGGUUCACGAUCUCACGUAUUAUGUAAAUAUAAUCAGGCGUUAUUUAAACCCUCCAUCUGUAACAGCGAUUAACUCGGAUGGCGAACAAACUAGCGAUGAAAGACUACAAUAUGCUAUAAAAUAUUAUCGUGAAGCAUACGAACUUUUUCCUAGUUCUUAUGAUAUUAAGGAUAUUUUGGAUCCAAUACUUCGUCAAAAUAUAGUCAUACAUGAAGUAUGCCUCCCUCUUGACAUUAAAGUCUUCAAUCCCCAAAAAGACAUACCCAUUCCCAUUUCAACUUCGACAUCUCCACAACCCAAUUAUCCGACUAAUUUUAACAUAACUUAUAGCCAGUUAAAAACAUGGCUUGAAAGAGCUCAAGAAAUCCAUUUGCCUGACCAUAAUAGUCACAAAUAUUCUUUUAUGCUUAACGCUAACGUAUUUUCUAGUGGACCGAAAACAAAGUUGGUGGCUAUUUUUGACGAUCCAAAACAACUGCCAUCGAAAGUUUUCGAAAUUCUCAACAAAGAAAGUUUAACAACAUUUAAUAAUAGCCUAACUUAUUUAGGUACCGCUCCGCAUCCAUUCGCUUUAUCGAUUGGUAAACAACGAACAUGCCUUACACCUGUUUAUGUCCCCGGACCGUCAAAGACAUCAGAAACGUCUUACAUUCGGUGUUUUUUUGAUGACCAAAGACUAAGUAAAAAACGAAAACUAAGCUUCCUAUUGUCGGAGGAGUCGGAUGAUGGCUAUGAAAAUGAAAUAAUCAAUGAUGACACUACGAAUAACAACGUGAGAAACGUUAUGAAUGUCAAGAAUCUAUUAAUCGAAGAACCUUCACAAGAAAAAGAUCCUUCAAUAACAAGAAGGGAAAAAUUUUUGAUCAAAGAGUGGGAAGUUGAACGUGGUGAUGGUGAAACGCAGAUUUUGGAAAAAGGUAUAUAUGUGCUUAAGACACUUAAAGACAUUUAUAAAGCUUAUGUUUAA
Racocetra fulgida is the source of this 1005-nucleotide messenger RNA. The record is from the annotation of a GenBank genome assembly. Lineage: Eukaryota; Fungi; Glomeromycota; Glomeromycetes; Diversisporales; Gigasporaceae.